AUGCUUAAAGACCUUUACAUUGAAGGAAUGAGUACAAUGAAGUGCCUUGGUUGUGAGUUCUAUGGGCAGCAGUGUGGUGCCAAACCUUUCCCCUCUCUAGAGAGACUGAGCUUUGAGUUUAUGACAGAAUGGGAGGAUUGGUCUGCUUUUGAAACAGAGGGAGUUCAGUCGUUCAGUCAUCUCAGUGAGCUUUCCAUCAUAAAUUGUCCCAAACUUGUUGGAAGAUUACCAAAUGAUCUUCCUUGUCUCAAUUCUCUCAAAAUUGAUGGUUGUCCGCAGUUGUUGAUUGAUGUUUCGAGCCUCGUUCAGCCAUCACUUGCAUCCUUGUCAAUGAAUAAUGUUAUGCUCCCAAGCCUUCCAGCACUCUUAGGGAUGAAGAACACGAUUGAACUUGGUUCCCUCACCAUGGAUAUUAGCCAUGUUACAGUUCCCGACUCCUUCUGCGAUCCAAGCACAAUUGAUGAAGAGUUACUGGCUACUGAAAUGUCUAAGCAUUUGACUUCAAUAGCUGCUUUGAGCAUUUCUCAUGUUGAAAAAUUGGCGUUCCUACCGACAUGGUUUACUCGAGAUUUGAUGGGACUCGAGAAAUUGGGCAUUAGUAACUGCGAAGAACUCAUAACAUUGUGGCAGAAUAAGGUGAGAACACAAGUAUGUCUCCCCUCCCUCUGCCAUUUGCAGAUUUCUAAUUGUCCCAAACUCGUUUGCUUGUUUGAAGAAGAGCAAGAAAAAGGAGGAGAAGGUUCGAAAGAGCAGCAACAUGAGGGGCUACCUUGCAUGACGAGACUCGAGUAUUUAACAAUUGAAGAGUGUGGAAUGCUGAAAAAACUGCCACAAGAUCUGCACACAUACACAUCUCUUGGGGUGCUUAGAAUCCGCAAUUGUGCAAGUCUGAUCUCUUUUCCAAUGAAAGGUUUGCCAUCUAUGCUGAGAGAACAUGGGGUUUCAGGGUGUGAUGCUUUGGAGUCCCUACCUGAGUUGAUGACACUCAAUAAUCUGCAAGAGUUGAAGGUUUCUGAAUGUGCAUCACUCACAUAUUUAUUGUCAAGAGGUGGGCUACCAUCCACACUAAAACAACUUUGGAUUCGUUGGUGUGCAAAGCUGGAGUCACUUUUUGCAGAGGAAGAGAUCAAAAUUGAUUGUCCAUCUCUUGAAUAUAUUGAAAUUACGUGUUGCAGCAGUCUCAAAUCUUUACCUGAAGCCAAUAAUCUCAAGAAUCUCAGUCAAUUGCAGAUAUACGAUUGUUCUAAUCUGGAGCCCCUGUCACUUGGUGGUCGUGAUGAGAACAACAACAUCAACAAACUUUCUUCUCUUCACACUUCGCUUCAAGAUCUGUGUUUAGUUUAUUGCAGAGCUGGAAUUGAAUCCUACUUUGUCAAGGAAGGGAGUUUCCCCACCAACCUCAGUUCACUUGCAAUUGGGGAUAUCAGAGUGGAGGUCGGUCAACUUCCACUUCCACUUCUGCCUCCAUCUCCAUUAGAGUGGGGUUUGCACAAACUCUCUUCUCUUACAACACUCACACUUGAUGGCCCAGAUUGGCCGUGGGGAGAUACGGUGUCCUUUCCAGAAGAAGGGAUGUUCCUGCCCACCUCUCUCAUCAAUUUGACCAUUUGGAACUUCCGAAAUCUGGAAAGACUCUCUUAUGAGGAGUUUCAAAACCUCACCUCUCUUGAAACACUUGAAAUCUGUUGUUGCCCUAGGCUCGCGUCCUUUCCAAAGGAAGGUGUCGCCACAUAUAGGUAA
Molecule: messenger RNA, 1740 nt
Organism: Camellia sinensis
Lineage: Eukaryota; Viridiplantae; Streptophyta; Magnoliopsida; Ericales; Theaceae
Source: RefSeq, a predicted model, not a curated record